CUGUCUCCAAAAAACAAAACAAACAAAAAAAGUAAGUGUAUGUAUGUAUUCAUGUGAAUAUGUGUGCAUGUGCAUGGAGGCAGGAAGACAAUAUGGAGUGUCAUUCGUUAGGAGCCAUUAAUCUUGUUUUUUUGACAUAAGGUCUCUCUUUGGUCUGCAGCUUAUCUAGCAGAGUAAGUUGGCUAGCCAGGAAUCCCAAAGUCUGCCCAUCUCUAUCUCCCCAGUGUUGGGAUUAUAACAGCAUAUGUGCCCCAACCCCUGGCUACCUGGGGCUUGCAUUCAUGGCCUCAAGCUUGUGUGCCAAUCAUUUCACUAAUUGAAGCUAGCUCUCUGUUCUAUUGUUUAACCUUUUGUUUGUUUGUUUUUGAGGCAGGGUUUCGCUAGAUAGCCCUGGCUGCCCAAGAACUCCCAACAUAGACCAGACUGAUCUUAGACUCACAGAGAUCCUCCUGCCUCUGUUUCUCAAGUGCUGGGGUUAAAGGUAUACAUCACAAUGCCUGCCUGCCUGUCAACAAACUUUAGAAACUUUACUUAAAGUUACUGAUGUGUACAGUUUACCUUCCAUGUCUUCUCAGAGCUGGCUUUUCCCAGGACCAUCAAUUCUUCCAGUUAAGAUGCAGAAAGGAGUUUUGGCUGGAAAAAGUUGACCAUGAGAAGCAACACUCUCAAUGAUAGGUUGCUUCAGUCAGAGACACAACAGAAGAGGGCAUCAAAUUCCAUUACAGAUGGUUCUGAGCCACCAUGUGGUUGCUGGGAAUUGAACUCAGGACCUCUGGAAGAUCAGUCAGUGCUGCGGAACCAUCUCUCCAGCCCCCAGUAAUUGCUUUUCAAAAGAGUAUUACUCAUACUUACUAUGUAUGAGUGCUUUGCCCGUAUGCAUAUUUGAGCACUUCGUUCAUGCCCGGUACCCUUGGAGGUCAAAAGAGAACCCUGGGUCCUCUGGGACUGAAAUCUAGAACAGUUGUUAAGCUGCCACGUGGAUGACAGGUAUUUGCACAUGAGCAUCAGUGCUGGAGGAAGUCAGAGAUUUCAGAUCCCUGGAACUGAAAUUAUAGGCAGCUGGAGCUAUCCACUGUGGGCACUGAGAAUGAAACUUGAGUCCUCUGCAAGAACACUUAGUUGCAGUACAAAAGAAUGUUCUACAGUGUUGAGAGUGAAAGCAACCCAGAUUCCUGAAACUUCAUGAGGUGUGUUGUACCAGGAGUCCGGUUCUUCCACAGCAAGGUCGCAGGCAUCCUCAGGGGCAUGUCUGCAUAGUCCUUCCCGGAUAGAAGCUGUGUGAUGUACGGUGCUUGAGUUUGUGCAAACAAGUCAGACUCUUCUGUAAAGUAAGCUCAGCUCUCGGGCCUAGGAUGGAGGAGUCGGCACCGGUGGAAAGCCAGAGCCAGCUCCCCAGCCCCCACCAUGGCUCACUGAGGAGGGCAGUGGCCGCUGUCCUGGCCCUGGAUGGGGAAUCCACAUUGGGCCGCAGGAAGAAGAGGAGGAAAGACUCUCGCCCAGAAUCCAUCAUCAUCUACCGGUCAGAUAAUGAGAAGACAGAUGAGGAGCCUGAAGAAUCUGAAGGUGGAGAUCGGCCUAAGGAGGAAGAGGGGGAGGACUUCCUGGACUAUCCUGGAGAUGAUGGUGUGUGGAACAUGCCUCGGGACAGCCGCUAUGUCACACUAACCGGGACCAUCACUCGAGGGAAGAAAAAGGGUCAGAUGGUGGAUAUCCACGUCACUCUGACAGAGAAGGAGCUGCAGGAGCUGACCAAACCCAAGGAGCUGUCAAGGGAAGCGGCACCAGAGGAGAGAAGGGCCUGCCAGGUGAGGGCAGACCAGGGGCCACAUGUGGUCCUCUGGACGCUGGUCUGCCUGCCUGUGGUCUUUGUCCUCUCUUUUGUUGUGUCUUUCUACUAUGGCACCAUCACCUGGUACAACAUCUUUCUUGUGUACAAUGAAGAGAGGACCUUCUGGCAUAAGAUCUCCUGCUGCCCGUGCCUCAUUCUCUUCUACCCAGUGCUCAUCAUGGCCAUGGCCUCUUUGCUGGGGCUCUAUGCCGCUGUGGUCCAGCUCUCAUGGUCCUGGGCAGCAUGGUGGCGAGCUGCCUGUGACAUGGAAAAAGGCUUCUGUGGCUGGCUCUGCAGCAAGCUGGGUCUGGAGGACUGUUCUCCCUACAGCAUUGUGGAACUGCUGGAGUCUGAUAAUAUCUCGGGCAAUCUCUCCAACAAGGACCCCAUCCAGGAGGUAGAAACCUCUACCGUCUAGACCUCCAAUGACUUCCUUCCCAGGCCCUCGUCUAUAGUCACUCAACGGAAUCUAGCAGUUCUUUCCUUACACUAUCUAAUCCCCUCUACAGUCCUGGGACAUCCUAGCUCACACUGGUGUAUCUCAUCAUCUUCAUUAGUCCAAGAUGAUGGAAAACAGAAACUCGACUUGUGCCAAAGCGGUGCAUCUGAAACACAAAUGCUUCUUGACUCUUUGCCCUAAAAUGAUUGCUUAUGUGUGAUAUGAAGAUACAUCGUAAAUUCCUUCAGGGCCCCAAAGGUGUUAUUGGUCUCUGUGACCCAGGGGAGUAUGUGCCUAAAUGUGACAGAAAGGAUAAAGAGGCUCAGGGCUGACCAAAUCCACAAAGAAAGUAGAUGGGGAUGGAGAAGCACAUUUAGAGAGUUUGGCUACUAAUCGAAAGACUGUGCAUCACUGUAUUUAGAUAGAACUGCACAUAACUAAAGCCACAGACAUCGGUGAGCUAAACAAGAGAGAAAUGUACUUCCUUCUUACACAGAUGUCGGGAGGCAGACCAUCCCAAGAUCCUAUGAAGUUUUCUGGGGUUUACUGGAUGGGGGAAUGUAGUCCUCGGUGCUCCUCAGUUUCUAAAUGUUGACUACAACUCUGUCAUAGUAAUGGAGAUGGAAAGGGGAGCAUACUCCUGUUUAAGGAGGCUUUAAAAGUCCUCCUCCUCAGUAUUUAUUAUAUCUCAUUGGCCACACUAUAGUCACAUGACCUCACAAUCAAAGGAUGCUGGGGAAUGUAGUCUUUCACCUGGUUAACUCUAUUCUUAGAUGAAAACUGGGGUUAUGUGAAUUUGAGAAAAGAGGGAUAGUGGCUAUUGGGAAGUCGAGUAUGAAUCGACAUUUUAGGGCAGUUAUUUAGAUAUAUCCAGAAUCCCAGAUUACAAAUGCAGCUUUAUUUAUUUAUUUGUUUAUUCAUAUAGUUAUUUUGUCUCUAGUCUUACAUGGAGAGUUUAUACAUAGAUCUGAUUACAUACACUAUGCAUAUGCCUUAGAUAGUAGUAUCUCGUGUACUCGGCAGGUUUUGUCGAGUGGUUUCAGGGUUCUUUGGAAAGACCCUGUUCUUUUGGAAAGAUAGGAGCAUAUAGUCACAGAACCACAGCACAAUUCUUCCUGGAAAGGAAGGGGAACAGGGAUUAACAAUAUUUAAUCUAUAAAGAUGGAGAAGAGAGAGUGAGUACAUCUUCUGAAUGCUAACCCAGCAGGGAUCAGUAGCUCAAAAUACAAACCACAGUUAGCCUGUGGUUUCACCAAACCCAGGAGCCUUAUUCACUCAGACCUUUAUAUCAUGGAGCUUCUCUGACAGCGUUAGGAGCAAUGUAACCGGAGAAAUAACAACUUCGUUCUUAAGAGUAUCCUGAUUUCAAAAUGCUGAGUCCUAAAAGGUAAGCGAGUUUUGGGGUUUGGAUUCUUAAAACAAGUGAUGAUCAUUAUUUUAUUUUAUUUUUAUUUUCUUGGUAUGUAUAUCUCAGAAAGAAGUGCUCUGAAGCACUCAACGAACCAGAGGGGUUAAUCAAACUCUCCCAAAGCCAGCCGGGGACAUUUAUUUAAUGUAUGGUGCUGAACUCCACUUUCAGAGAAUUAAAAAGAAAAUCCUGUUGUUAGUGUGAUCAAAAAGAAAAGAAAACAUGUCAAGUAUUUUUAAGGAUAACUGUGGUGCUUUCUGGUGCAUUUCCAGAGAUAUGAAUAAUAUAAAUGAAAAUAAAGACAAUAAACUCUGA
Messenger RNA from Mastomys coucha (southern multimammate mouse), 3990 nucleotides. It is a transcript of the gene Tmem169, whose product is annotated as transmembrane protein 169. The record is from RefSeq and is a predicted model, not a curated record. The transcript is spliced from 6 exons. Lineage: Eukaryota; Metazoa; Chordata; Mammalia; Rodentia; Muridae. Bases 1353 to 2246 code for a protein of 297 amino acids.